This is a messenger RNA of Paramecium tetraurelia, 843 nucleotides long. RefSeq lists its product as uncharacterized. The transcript has 5 exons. The record is from RefSeq and is a predicted model, not a curated record. NCBI's taxonomy places the organism in Eukaryota, Ciliophora, Oligohymenophorea, Peniculida, Parameciidae.
AUGAAAUUAUCACCCAUAUGUUAAACAUUGAUGCAUUCCAAAUCCAAUCCCUUAUCUCCAGUCAUCCAGAACAUGAAGAAGCACAGUAUUCACAGUAUUGAAAAUGAAAAAAAGGAGAACCACAAUCAGUUAGAAUUAAGGAUCAAUCAAUUGGUGGAAGAAAACAAAAAGAAAAUGAAUAAUUAAGAGGCCAAAUUAUGGAAUAAGAAAUUCAAAUCAAUAAAUUAAAAGGAAUAGAACAUGAACUCUUUUUGGUUAAAGAAAUGUCUGAUAUUCGAUUUCAAGAUUACCAAAAAUCCAAAUAAUAGGCCGAACAAUUAUAUUAAGAAUUAACAGACAUACAAGCUGUCUUCUAAGAUUCCUCUACUAAACUAAUAAAUCAAGCAGAAGAAAUUCAGACGUGGAAGAUUAGAUACGCUGAGUUAGAUUCAGCAAGACUAUAAUAAUUGUAAGAAUUAAAACAAUAAAUUCUAUAAGAAAUAGGAAGAUGAUGAUUAAAAAUAAUCGUAUCUAAAGGCAAUAACAGAUUUGGAAAGAACCAUCUAAUCUCUACAAAAUUAACUGCAGGAGAAGGAGGAUUCAUUAAGAUUAGCUAAUGAAGAUAUAAAUUAGUGGAAGAUUAAGUUUUCUAAAGUAUAAAUAUAACAGAAGUAAGUGGUCAAUGAUAAAGAGAAAGAUUAAAAAAUAUAGAUGUUAAUAGAUGAAAUUGAAAGAUUAAAUGAUUUAUUGGGUUAAAGAAAUGAUGAAAUUUAUACACUAAAGAGAUUGGCUGAAAAAACUGCUUAACUUAUUUCGAUCAGUUAAAGAGCAUAAAGAUCGGCUAGCGGUCAAAAAUAUAAAUGA